AGGAAGUACAAGAGAUAGUGUUUUGUUCACAGGGGACUGAAAAAUGUUUAAAAACUAUGUCUUAUAAUGUAAAUUCGGAAAGAAAGUUUCUCUAACAGACUUCGUAAAAUGGCUGCGGGAAGAUUCUCCACAUCAAUCAAAGACGGUUCGGAUGCUGACUUUGAGUACACAUGUACCCAGUGUGGGGAAUACCAUAUAAGGGAGGAAGCUGUCAAGUACUGUCCGGAAUGUGAGGAGUAUCUUUGUACAAAAUGUACCAAUCAACAUGGCCGGAGAAAAGCAUUUAUUUCACAUAAGCUAAUAGACACAGAUGCUACAAAACGAGGGAAUAUGGUUACCAUAGCUACAAAAUGUCGUUACCAUCCAAACAGAGACAUUGAGAUGUACUGUGGAACCCAUGAUAUGGUCUAUUGUCUAAAGUGCAUAGCAAAGGAACAUAGGUCCUGUAAUGACGUUAGUGAAAUAGAAGACAUGCACACAUCUCUCGUUGACCAACAAGAAGUACAACGUUUACAGAAUCAGACAAGAAACAUUAAAGAGCGCCUUAUGGCCAUUGAUAGUAAAACACAGAAAAACAUCGAUAGCAUUGAACAGCAAAGGGACGACGUGCUUGCCAAAAUCGAGGAGGUUGAGCAGAGCUUGAUAGAACAUAUCCGUAAAUUAAAACAUGAAGCAAUUGGCGCUCUUAACAAGGACUAUACUUCGGAGAAAGAAGAACUGAAGUAUACUAUCAACAAGAUGGCAAAUACGAAAAAGGAAAUGGAGACUGUAAGUAGUCAGUUGCAGACAUUUACCAGUAUGGAAGCAGGACAACAGUUUAUUCAGAUGAAACUGAUACAACAGACUGUAAAUGAUGCAGUAAAGUUAGUUGAAGAACGCGAGACGACAGGUAGUAAAGCUUUAUGUUUUACAGAAAAUUCAGAUUUGAAAACCUCCAUUAUGACAGCAACAUCUUUAGGACGUGUGAAUACAGUUACAGAAAAUGAACAUCAAACUGCCCGAAGAAUAUAUAAGGUGAAAUCAAAAAAGGAGAUCAAUAUCAGCAUGCAAAACGACCGUCACACAUGUUAUAUAGGUGAUGUAUGUCAGCUACAGGACGGUACGAUCAUACUGGGUGACUGGAAGAAUUGGAAGAUUAAGAGGCUUGAUAUGAAUUACAACAUCAAGGAUCACUGUGACCUAGAUUACUAUCCCAUGGGUAUCUGUUGUACUGGUCAGAAUGAAGUCGCUGUGAAAAUGGCCAACAACAAGGUUCUGUUUAUAUCAGUCGGCAGUUCAUUGUCCCAGCUGAAAAAGAUAACUAUAGCAGGUGGAGGCUGGUGGGGAAUGACUUACUAUGCUGGAGAAUUGUGGACGUCUACCGGAAGUGGUGUCAAUGUCUACAGUACAUACGGUACUCUACUGAAAACUGUUAUCCAACACACCAAUGGUCAGAAUAUUUUCAAAUCGACUACUCGACAUAUGGCAGUCAGUGGGGAAACUGUUAUCGUAACAGACGAAUGUGAUGGUGCCGUCUGUCUGGGAAGAGAUUAUACGGUACAAAGAGAACUGCGGGUCAAAAACCUUGUUGACACAAAAGGUGUAUGUGUAUCUAGUGAUGGAACCGUAUUCCUCAACAUGUGCUAG
This is a messenger RNA of Mercenaria mercenaria, 1626 nucleotides long. RefSeq lists its product as uncharacterized. Bases 109 to 1626 code for a protein of 505 amino acids. Lineage: Eukaryota; Metazoa; Mollusca; Bivalvia; Venerida; Veneridae. Gene Ontology annotation, molecular function: zinc ion binding; ubiquitin-protein transferase activity. Gene Ontology annotation, biological process: positive regulation of DNA-templated transcription. The record is from RefSeq and is a predicted model, not a curated record. Gene Ontology annotation, cellular component: nucleoplasm; chromatin. The transcript is spliced from 3 exons.